Molecule: messenger RNA, 3589 nt
Organism: Oncorhynchus gorbuscha (pink salmon)
Lineage: Eukaryota; Metazoa; Chordata; Actinopteri; Salmoniformes; Salmonidae
Product: protein ELFN1-like
Exons: 7
Source: RefSeq, a predicted model, not a curated record
AUCUCCCACACCUCAGCAGUGAUCUCGGUCCAGAUCCCUCACCCCUUCAGUAAGAUGUACAUCCUGGUUCUCUACAACAACAGCUUCUUCACUGACAUAAAGAACCUGAAGAAUCACAAGGAAGACUUUGAACUGAGCAACAUGAAAGCCCACACGGACUACACCUACUGCGUCGUGUCCAUAAGACACCAGCUUCGUUAUAACCACACCUGUCUGUCCAUCUCCACCGGGAGGAAGGCAGGUCUGGAGAGGACCUCCAACGACUCCUCUGCUACCCACUACAUCAUGACUAUACUGGGCAGUCUCUUCAGCAUGGUCCUCAUACUGGGUUUCGUGUUCCACUGCCUGAGGAAGAAGAGGCAGCGAGACGAGAAGAACAAGAAGAUUGGAAAGAUACAGAAGAGCCUGAUGGAGCUGAAAUACGGAGCUGACCUGGAGGGUGGUGGAGGAACAGGAGGAGGGGGGUCCAUCUCUCAGCUAUCCCAGAAACAGAUGCUUUCGGCUGGGGAGAGUCUCACGCGGAUGCCCUACCUUCCCCAGGGUGGGACCUGUGAGAUGGACCAGUACAAGCUACAGGAGAUCAUUGACACUCCAAAGGCAGCGAAAGGGAACUAUAUCGAAGUGCGAGGAACUGUGGGAGACCUGCCGGACCGGAGGGAGAGAGGUUCAGUAGCAGAGAUCUCCACCAUCGCCUCAGAGGUGGACAAGGUGAACCAGAUCAUCAACAACUGUAUUGACGUCCUCAAGUCUGAGUCGACGUCGUUCCAGGGGGUCAAGUCAGGCUCUGUGUCGACCGCUGAACCCCAACUAGAGCUGAUCUCAGACCAGCCACAGAGACAGUCAGGGUUCCUGUCACCGCAGUAUAAAGGAGGUUACCACCACCCUCUCCAGAGACACCACAGUAUGGAAGCUCCAUCCAAACGACCUUCGACCUCGUCCAGUGGAUCCGUCCGCUCCCCGCGCACCUCCCGCUCCGACGGGUCGCACCGGGGAACCUCUGACACCAAGUACAUGGAGAAGACCUCGCCGACCGGAACCAGCGGAGACACCGCCGGGACGCCCGCCGCUGCCAUCUUACGGGCAGAGGCCCAGAAGGUCCGUCAGUACAAGGAGCAGCGCCACUCGUACCCGGGCCCCCAGCGCCCCCUCCCUGACUCUGAGGAGCUAGAGGAGCUGAGUAGCAGGAAACCCUCUUCCAUCCUGGAUCCCCUCACCCUGGGGAGGCACUCCAGAGAGCUAGCCUACGCCCAGCUGUCCCCGCAGUACCACAACCUGAGCUACGAGUCCAGCCCUGAGUCCUCCUGCACCCCGUCGCUCGGCAUCUGGGAGAGGUUCAAACUCCACCGGAAGAGACACAGAGACCAGGACUACGAGGAGGAAUACAUGGCGGCGGGACACGCACUGCGGAGGAGUUUACAGGUCGCCAAGGACGAGGAUCUGCACGACAUACUGGACUAUUGGAAAGGUGUCUCGGCACAGCAGAAGUCGUGAAGGGGCUGGUGUCGUGUGAUGUGACGAGGCCCUGUCGCUACUUAGUUGGGCGUGGAGGAGGACGGAGGUCGGAGGUCGUACGGAGACUAAGGGCUCUCUAUUCCACCUGGAAAGAUGAAGCGUUACAGAUUCCGCAUCUACACACACACACACACACACACACACACACACACACACACACACACACACACACACACACACACACACACACACACACACACACACACACACACACACACACACACACACACACACACACACACACCUCUCUCUCUGCUUUUUAAAAACAUGGACCAAAAUGAAAUUAAAACGAUUUUAAAAACAACAAAUGAAGAACUUGAUUCAAAAUCAUUUUUUUUAACAGAAGAUCCCGAGAUAUGACGACUAUUUCUCCCAGACUUCUCUGUAGCUGUUUCUACUAAAACGAGGUUUUUGGAUGAACCCAAAAAAGAAACACAACAAACACACGAUAUUAUAUGGACUGGUAUUCUCAGGAGUGUGAGUACGCUACAGUGUAUGUGCCAAAUCAACAAGGGUCGCAAAUAGCACCUUCUUUCCUAGAAAGUAGUACACUGUAUACUGUAGCUCAGUUGGUAGAGCAUGGCGCUUGUAACGCCAGGGUAGUGGGUUCGAUCCCCGGGACCACCCAUACGUAGAAUGUAUGCACACAUGACUGUAAGUCGCUUUGGAUAAAAGCGUCUGCUAAAUGGCAUAUAUAUAUAUUGAAUACAGUGUGAUUUGGGACACAGACCGAGGAGAACCGUUGAAACACUGUACAAACCUCUCUCCGGCCUCGUUGCUCUUUUAGACAUAUUAAAACAAGUUAGAAUAAGAUGUGAUUCCUACUAUUAUUAUUGUUAUUGAUAUUAUCAGUUCUAUUACUUCAAUAUCGCAUGGCAACAUCCUGUGACAGUGACUAUUGUUGUGACUUUUCGAGAAAGAAGAAACUCAAAAUGGCCGACGCACAACCUCGUUAUAAAAUGUCCGCCUCUGAACAACCUCGACGAAGACAGACAUUUGUGAUCUCUUCUUCUUCUUCUUUUUUCUUACCAGAGGACUCUUUCUCUCUUCCUUAAGGAACACUAUUUUCCUCUACUAACAGACUCUUUUUCUGAAACGUUCCUUGAUGUAUUACAGAGGGGACAUUUAUUGUGAACUUACAAGAAGGGGGGGGUGAUCUUGUUCAGAAGAAAGAGAAAAAGCUCUAUAUUUGCAUAAAAAUAUGUCUUGUUAGUUAGUUAGCUAGUUAGUGUGUUUCUACCGAGGGGAUUUGAAAACCUUCUUUGAGACUUUGAGAGACCAGCUCCAAACUGACCUGCAGUACGUUUUUGAUUUUGAAAUCCUACCGAUCUCUAAUGAAUGUCUUCAAGUCCCUAACGAGGAUGAUUACUGCACUGUUCAAAAUCAGAAAACGUCUCGUAACUCUGAAAACACUGUAGCCUACAACUCCCACAUUUAUUUAUUCAUUUUUUACCCACAAUUCCUCUGUCCCUUCCUUGUCCCUCCCUCAAAUCCCUGUAGUUCCUCCCUCCCAGUCCCAUUCCUCAGUUGAGUUUUAGUUUGCCAAAUCACAACUCAAACGGCACAAAAAGGACCGACCGGCCGACUGUCAUCGAAUCUCCCCGUACCUCAACCCAAUCCGUUCUAUGACCAAAGUGCUGUGGUAGCAACAGUUCCCAGACGUCCUUCUAGCCCAGUCUGUCCCCAUAUACCCUGGCUGGGUCUCAGAUGACAGCCUGUUUCCUAUAUAUGGUCACAACAACCUUUUCAUUUGUUGCUUUUGGUUGCUGCUUUUUAUUUAUUUACUUCUUUUUUUAACCAUUUUUGUAGCAGCCCUCGGUUUCCACGGAUACAGCUCUUGGUUUCCAUGGAUACUAGGACACAGGAAGUGGAAUCACGUGCACUAUAUAGGGAACAGGGUGCCAUACGGGGCCAUAUCUACAGACCUACAGGAGAUGAAUGUACUUCUUUACAUCAUUAAAACUAAACGGCAGCUGAUACUGCUGACAGAUACGUUUUUCUGUUUCUCUCUGUCUCUGUCUGUUUCUCUCUCUCUCUGUUUCUCUCUCUCUCUGUCUCUCUCUGUUUCUCUCUCUCU